Ilex paraguariensis (yerba mate) is the source of this 306-nucleotide messenger RNA. The record is from the annotation of a GenBank genome assembly. NCBI's taxonomy places the organism in Eukaryota, Viridiplantae, Streptophyta, Magnoliopsida, Aquifoliales, Aquifoliaceae.
AUGGAUGGAAUCGGUUUAGGCCCUUUGAAGCACAGAAUCGAUGAGAUCAAUGAAGAGACUUUUGUGUACCACUACACAUUGAUUGAAGGUGAGGACUUGCUGGGUAAGCUUGAAAAGGUUUCUCAUGAAACUAAGUUUGAGCCUUCUCCAGAUGGUGGUAGCAUUUCUAAGAUUACCAGCAAGUACUACACCUUGGAUGAUGCUGCGAUUACUGAGGAUGAAAUCAAGGCCAGCAAGGAAAAGGCCAUGGGAAUGUACAAGGCAGUGGAAGGCUACCUCCUCCAAAAUCCUGAUGCUUAUGCUUAA